CGGAUAUACUUAUAAUAAACAAAAAUCCCAUACACUCCUUAAAAUUAAAAGCACUCUUUAAAGACUAUAGCAAACUAUCCAUUUUCAUAAACAUGAUCCCAAAAAUGAUCUUUCUCAUGCUUGUUUUUGUGCCUACUCUGAUUUUAUCAUCACAAGAUAUAAGUUCAUACCCACCUCCAUAUGGUGGUGAUCAUGACUUGAUUCCUCCAAGGAAGGAAGUUUAUGAAAGCGGAAAAAUAUAUGAUAUCACACAUAGGAUCAAUUCACAUACACUUUCCGGGCUGUUUGUUAACGGAAUUGGAGAUGAUUAUGUUAAACUAUAUCGAAGUAUGCGGAAUGGGUCAGAUUAUAACUUUUCGAUCAUAAAGUUACCUGCUCAUUCGGGUACUCAUGUUGAUGCACCGGGACAUUUCUAUGAGAAUUACUACGAAGAAGGAUUCGAUGUCGAUAGUCUUGACUUAGAAGUACUCAAUGGCCCGGCUUUAUUAGUUGAUGUUCCAAGGGAUAAGAACAUAUCAGCUGAAGUUAUGAAGUCGCUGAACAUUCCCAAGGGAGUAAAGCGUGUGCUUUUCAGAACGUUGAACACUGAUAAACGGUUAAUGUGGCAAAAGCGAUUUGACUCAAGCUAUGCGGGAUUUGUGACAGAUGGAGCUCAAUGGCUGACGGACAACACUGACAUCAAACUUAUUGGUAUUGAUUACUUAUCGGUUGCUACAGAUGAUGAUUUGAAACCUGUUCAUCUUGUCUUCUUAAAAAGCAGGGAAAUCAUUCUGGUUGAAGGUCUGAAACUUGUAGAUUUGGAAGCAGGAAUGUAUGAUGUCCACUGUUUACCAUUAAGGUUAUCAAGAGCAGAAGGAUCUCCCAUAAGAUGCAUCCUCGUCAAGUGAUACUUCUAGUAGUAGUAAUACUCAGUAGUAUGCAAAGAGUAUUUAUGAAUAAACUUCAUUUUCUGUUAUCUCAUUUUCGGCUUGAGAUGUUUUUAACUUCCUUUAAUAAGCCGACAGUUCUUGUGAAAAUGGCAAAAGAGAUGUAUCGAUUUAAAUGAGCCACAACAAUUGAAACACAACUAUUCCUUUUUUUGUAUGUAAUACCCAUGAAAAUAAUAACAUUAAGUGUUUGGUUCUCUCUUC
This is a messenger RNA of Erigeron canadensis, 1130 nucleotides long. Its product is annotated as cyclase-like protein 2. Bases 93 to 887 code for a protein of 264 amino acids. Lineage: Eukaryota; Viridiplantae; Streptophyta; Magnoliopsida; Asterales; Asteraceae. The record is from RefSeq and is a predicted model, not a curated record. Gene Ontology annotation, molecular function: arylformamidase activity. The transcript is spliced from 6 exons.